Messenger RNA from Mauremys mutica (yellowpond turtle), 1045 nucleotides. It is a transcript of the gene DHRS12, whose product is annotated as dehydrogenase/reductase 12. The record is from RefSeq and is a predicted model, not a curated record. The transcript is spliced from 10 exons. NCBI's taxonomy places the organism in Eukaryota, Metazoa, Chordata, Testudines, Geoemydidae. The coding region runs from base 22 to 981 and encodes 319 amino acids.
CACAACGGCCGGAGCGGCGCCAUGUCCUGGUACCGGAGCGCCGUGUGGUUCCUGAAGGGGCUGCGGGAGUACACCAGGGGUGGCUAUGACUCUGCAUCCAAACACUUUGUUCCGGCAGAUUUGGAGGUAAAUGUAACCGGAAGAACCUUCAUGAUUACUGGAGCAAACAGUGGUAUUGGCAAAGCAACUGCAACGGAGAUAGCAAAGAGAGGUGGCACACUUCAUCUGGUUUGCAGAAAUAAAGAGAGAGCUGAAGAAGCUAAAAGAGAAAUAACAACAGAAACUGGUAAUCAGAAUAUCUUUUUGCACAUUCUGGAUAUGUCUAAUCCCAAGGGAAUUUGGGAGUUUGCUGAAAAAUUCAAGACUGAACAUAAGUUAAAUGUCUUGAUCAACAAUGCAGGCUGCAUGGUAAACAAAAGAGAACUAACAGAGGAUGGACUUGAAAAGAACUUUGCUACAAAUACCUUGGGUACAUACAUUCUCACAACUGCUCUGCUGCCUUUGAUGGAAAAAGAAGAUGAUCCCAGAGUUAUAAUUGUCUCUUCAGGAGGGAUGUUGGUUCAGAAAUUAGAUGUAUCUGAUUUGCAGUCCGAAAACGUAACAUUUGAUGGUACUAUGGUCUAUGCCCAAAACAAGAGACAGCAAGUAGUCUUGACAGAACAAUGGGCUAAAGUGCACAAAAACAUCCAUUUCUCUGCCAUGCAUCCUGGCUGGGCAGAUACACCAGCGGUGAGAUCAGCGAUGCCAGAGUUCUAUGAAAAGAUGAAGAACAAACUACGCACAGAGGCUCAGGGAGCCGAUACAGUAGUAUGGCUGGCAGUCUCACCUGCAGCAGCUAAGCAAACAAGCGGCCUGUUCUUCCAAGACCGGCAACCUGUUUCUACCCACUUGCUCUUGGCCAGAACAUACUCUUCACCAGAGGAGGAAGAGAAGCUAAUAGAAGCUUUGGAAGAGCUUUCCCAGAAAUUUAAACCCACUUGAUCAUGGCUUUAGGCAUUUAUCACUACUCAACUGAACAGAAACGAAGCUUUGAAUUGCAAUACUA